Messenger RNA from Halichondria panicea, 3748 nucleotides. RefSeq lists its product as uncharacterized. NCBI's taxonomy places the organism in Eukaryota, Metazoa, Porifera, Demospongiae, Suberitida, Halichondriidae. The coding region runs from base 51 to 3572 and encodes 1173 amino acids. The record is from RefSeq and is a predicted model, not a curated record. The transcript has 2 exons.
AUAAAAGCUAUAAUUAUAGAUCAGCAAGGUCAGACGUAUGAAAGGUAAUAAUGAUCAUCAUGACUACUGUAGCACAGUUUUCUUCGCUCAUUCUUCUACUCUCUCUGGCUCUGACCUCCCCCGCUAACUGCUGGACCAAUGGGACGACAGUCGAGUAUUGGGUGAGACCAGACACAAUGUCAGAGUGCCCCCACUCCAUACCACCACACCAGUGUGUCACUAUAACAGAUCUGGUGACUAACUCCACAGACACAAGCAUCAAUGAUGGUAUGAGUAUCAAUGUAUUCUUCAUAGCUGGGACUCAUGUUCCAAAAGCGAAUGGUUGGAUUGUUGUCGGAAAUCCAUAUUUAAAUCAGGAAGUAUCAGCAACUUUUGCAGCAAUUUCAGAUGGACCAAACCAACAAAAUGCUAUAAUUGAUUGUGAGUCAGGUCACCCAAUUAGCUUCGUGUUUCUUCAACUUCUAUCUUUAACUUUGAAAAACGUCGAGCUACAAAAUUGUGGUUUUAAACUACACUUUAAUAGUACGAAGGAUAGCUCAACUAUAACUAUUCUGAAUAAAACUACAUCAUCAGUAGUAGUCAUGAACGUACCCGAGCUGGUAAUGGCUAACAUCAAUAUCACUAGCAGCAGAGGAGCUGGCAUGGUCAUUAUUCUGAAUAAAUUCGACAAAAAUGUCAACAUUAACCGUUUAAUGCUAAAUGAAAUUGUCAUACACGGUAGCAAUGAUACUGGAAAUAAGUUUGCAGGCAACUUGUACGUAAUGUUCAGUGCGUUUGAAAAAAACACACUUAAGAAACCCACGAUUUUCUCAAUAAACAAUUCUAUAUUUUCGAAUGGAAUUGGUAGGUGCUCGGAAAAUGCACAUUUUGUAUUCGAGUGCUUUUCUGGUGGACUAACAAUUUCUAUUUUUAUGGUAAACUUACAUAAUGUAAGUGUAUUGAUAAACAGGUGCAAAUUUAUGGACAAUAAAGCUCCUGUUGGCGGUGGUAUCGGAUUGUUCAUAGACGAAUCUAUUAUCGGACUGUUGUUUAUGGAACAUAAGCAUACUUUCGAUAAUUUUAGUUUGAAUCACAUUCAUAUCACCAAGUCAAUCUUUUCAAGGAAUACAGCUGUUGGAAAUGGUGGUGGGCUUGCAAUAGAGAGUGAUACUUUUCUCUUUCACAAUAAUAUAAUUUGUUGCCGGCAUCAUAUAGAUCUAAUUAGAUCUAUUAGUUUAUAUGUGAAUAUAUCAGAAACAGUGUUCAGAUAUAACUCAGCUCAAGUUGGUGGUGCAACAUACACUUCCUUCAUACAGUUCUCUUUUGACAGAUGCACUUUCAUAGGCAAUGAAGCUAUACUUGGAGCAGCUGUCUAUUCAGAGUAUUCUAUCGAUCAACAAAUCAGUAAUUGCACAUUCAUACACAACACAUGCAGGACAAAUACAGCUACAACAGAUGAAGAGAGAUAUGAAACUGGUACAAUUCAUAUCCAAAGCAGAAUAUUUCUGAAAGAUGUUGAAAUUACCGGCAAUGAUUGUAGAGAUAAAAUAACAAUUAGUAUGAAACACAACACAGCGAUGGAGGGAGGUGAUGCAAUUUAUGGAGGCAAUCUAAAAUUCUGUCAUUUGUGGAACUUUUUCGAUAUCAUGGAGAGAAAUACAUCAUCAGCUGUUUCCUCUCCACCCAACAAAGUGUGUAUUUGCUCUGACGACUUCCCACAGAAACACACAUGUUCACACUUCAUGCAACUAGACACUUAUCCAGGACAGAGGUUACAAGUUCCACUAGUGUGUGUGGGGCAGUACAACUAUUCCUCCCCUUGCAAAGUACAAGCACAUUUAGAGAUGACAAGUAUCGCAAACAUUGCUGAAGAAGCAAUCCUUCAAAACAUCGCCAAAGAAUGCAAACAACUGUACUACUCAAUAGAAACUCAACAAACAAACUAUACUGAAACACUGAGUCUAACAAUAGUCAAAGAACAAGACUCUAAUUACGAAUGGAGCGACCAAAUAAUACCAACAGUAAUUGAGAUUAGAAUUAAAGCAUGUCCACCUGGUUUUACACAAAACAAUAAUGCCAGAAAAUGCACCUGUACAGAUUAUCUAGCGUCUAAUGGAAUCACAUGCAACAUUGAUGAAGAGCGACUGCACAAGAUAUCCUCCAUGUGGGUUGGCAACUAUUUAGGGGACGUUGUUGUGCAUCAAGUCUGUCCAUUCGAUUACUGUAAGAGCAACUUCACCAAAGUCAAUCCUUUCAACCAGCAAGAGCAGUGUGACUUUAAUCGCAUUGGUGUACUGUGUGGAGCUUGUCGACCUGGGCUCAGUCUAGUACUGGGUACAUCACAGUGUAAAGAGUGCUCUAAUAUCAACCUUCUCUUAUUGAUACUAUUUGCACUGGCAGGAGUCGUCUUGGUUGUCCUUUUACUCAAAUGUAACCUCACUGUUUCCACGGGAACUAUUAAUGGUCUCAUAUUUUACGCCAACAUCGUACAAUCCACACAAACUGCUUUCUUUCCGUCCAGCACUGAUAACAAAUUCGUCAGCAUUCUCUCAGUCUUUGUUGCCUGGGUGAACCUUGACCUGGGCAUAGAAACAUGUUUUGUGAAUGGACUCAACACAUACUAUCGUACAUGGCUACAAUUUAUCUUUCCUUUGUACAUUUGGACAAUAGUAGGCCUGCUAAUCUUAAUCAGCCGCUACUCUAUCAAAGUCUCUAAAUGGACGGGCUCAAACACAGUAUCAGUUCUAGCUACACUCUUCCUACUAUCGUACGCUAAACUAUUGAGGACUACUUUCGAUACCUUUUCAUCAACCACUCUCACAGAUGUCAACGGUACGCUCACCACCCUCUGGCUGCUCGAUGGCCGCUACACAUUCCUCGACUGGCCGCACAGCUUGCUCUUUGCAGCUGGCCUGUUCAUAUUAUUAGCACACAUACUGCCAUUCACUAUCCUGUUAUUAAUGGCCCCGAUUCUGCAGCGAUACACACACUACAAGUUAUUACGAUGGGUCAACAAGUUAAAGCCUCUACUGGAUGCUUAUCAAGGUCCUUACGGAGUCAAGUCUCGCUAUUGGACUGGACUACUACUGCUAGCUAGGCUCGUUAUACUAACAGCUGUGUCUUUAAACGUAUCUGGAAAGCAAGCCAUCAAUUUGCUAGUGAUAAACAUAGUACUAUCUAUUUUAAUGAUAAUACUGAUGGCAUUCGGAAUAGCAAUUAAGCUCUAUACAAGCAAACUAUCAAACUUCCUGGAGCUAUUUUUUCUGGCAAAUCUUCUGCUACUAACUGCCACAUCACUGUUUCUGCAGUCAAACCAAACUGAUAAAAUCAGCGGACAAAGUAUAACAAUCUGUUGUAUGGUGGGUAGUGCAUUCGCUAUGUGUCUUAUCUUAGCCUAUCACUGCUACGUUGUAUGUCAGAGAAUAGAAGCCAUCAAGCGACUAACAUCGAGAAUUGUUUCCUCUCUAAAAGGGCCUCGGAAUCGAGCACUAACUAACGAUGACAUCAUACGUGGCCCCCCACAUAGCACACCCCCCACAGUCACAAAGGUUGAUUUGAGGGAACUGCUACUAGAGGAUAACUAUAAUCAUUGACUAACAUUGCACGCACAUGCAGAGAUAUAAUUAUAGAUAAAACACUUAGUGUAUUCAAAAGACUGAAUAAUUGAUUAGGCAAAAAAAUAGCUGAAGUACCCUCACAAUUGUCACACACACAGUGUACCCUCACCUUCUCACAACAACACGAUUUACAUGUUUUGUGAGAAAUUGCU